AUGACUAACCAGCAACUAUCGCCACCACCCCGUGAUUUUCUUUGUCCGAUAACCCGAGAGAUUAUGCAAAAUCCUGUGUUACUUAUCGAAGACGGUCGUUCCUAUGAAUUGUAUGCCUUGCAACAUUGGUUACGCGAUCAUAAUUCCUCUCCAAUGACUAAUAAACCUUUACGUGAUCGUCGUUUUGUACAUAAUUUCAAUUUGAAGAGUGCUAUCGAAGAAUAUUGUACUCAACAAGAGAAACUCUCAUUUGCUAAUCGUUUUCUUUCGUUUAAUAUACGUUCUGGUCGAAUCCCGUCAGAAUGGAAUACUAAACCAACAUUAAAGAUUCGUCUGAGCCUUCUUGGCGGUUCCAAUGUCGGCAAAACGACACUGGCACGUUGCCUUCAAUAUGGUGUUCAAUCCUCAUUUGUACAUUUAAAUACUGCAGCAACAGUUGGACCUGAUCUUAUCUUUUUCUAUUUGGAUCAAUUGUAUGAAAACAAAUAUGUUAUUAUUAUUCAACUUGCUGAUAUACCUGGGAUGGAACGAUAUGAAUCAUGUUGUGACAAUCAUUUUCGUAAUUGUCAUGGUGCACUCUUACUUGCAGAUUCCACAGAUAUUGAUUCGUUAGAACGUGCAGAACUCUAUUGGUAUAAGCAAUUACAAACCAAAGGAAAAGAUCAUGUCGAAGCUAUACUUGUAUGUAAUAAAAUCGAUCUGUUCGAAACAAACUGUGAUGCGAAAUAUCGACGUAUUUUCUUUCAACGUGCUGAACAUUUCUCUUCGUCGCACAAUAUGUCUAUCUACCAUAUCUCUGCCAUACGUGGUGACAAUAUACAAUCGAUGUUCAAACAACUAAUAUUACGUAUUCUCCAAAGCGAUUCAUUGUUACAACAAAUCAAAGAAAGUAGUAUUGCUUAUGACCAAUCAACGAAUCAGAAAGAUUCAGCACGACGUGCAUCGUCAAUUCAACUUUCAAUUCAACCGGCAACAUCAUUGUCAUCGGUACAUGAUGAUGAUCAAGAAAGAAGUUCAUCAGGGGCUUGCUGUAAAUUUGCUUAG
This is a messenger RNA of Adineta ricciae, 1044 nucleotides long. Lineage: Eukaryota; Metazoa; Rotifera; Eurotatoria; Adinetida; Adinetidae. The record is from the annotation of a GenBank genome assembly.